AUGCCGGCUUUGGACUUGAUAGAUCAUUCCCCACAGCAUCCAUCUCCUGCCGCACCUAUAUCGUCAGCUUCGAAUGUCUUCCUGCUAGACAACUACGAUUCGUUCACCUGGAAUGUCUACCAAUACCUUGUACUGGAAGGAGCUAACGUAACGGUCAUUCGCAACGAUGAAAUUUCUCUUGACGAGCUGAUUGCAAGAAAGCCCACCCAGCUUGUGGUCAGUCCAGGACCAGGCCAUCCGGAGACCGACGCUGGUAUCAGCAAGGAUGCGAUUCGCCACUUCGCGGGUGAGAUACCCGUUCUUGGUGUUUGCAUGGGCGAGCAAUGCAUCUACUCCGUUUUUGGUGGUGUCGUAGAGCAAACGGGUGAGAUUCUGCAUGGCAAGACGAGCCCUCUGCGGCAUGACGGCAAGGGUGUGUACCAUGGUCUGGCACAAGACCUUCCGGUGACGAGGUAUCACUCCUUGGCCGGAACGCAUCCCACGCUUCCGAGCUGUUUGGAAGUGUCUUCGUGGAUCGCUGCCGGUCCGGACGGUGGCAAAAGUGUCAUCAUGGGUGUGCGGCACAAAGAGCUUCUUGUUGAAGGUGUGCAGUUCCACCCUGAGAGCAUCCUGACUGCAGAAGGCCGUACCAUGCUCAAGAAUUUCCUGCGAAUGCAAGGCGGCACUUGGGCGGAGAACGAACGCUUGCAGAAGCACAACAAGCACGCUGCCACGAAUGGCGUAUCCGUACACACGAACGGUGCUUCUUCUACUGACGAUAAGAAGACAUCGAUCCUUGAGCGCAUCUACGCACACCGUAGGAUUGCCGUGGCGGCACAGAAACAUAUCCCCUCCCAGCGACCAGAAGAUCUGCAAGCAGCCUACGAGCUCGACCUUGCGCCACCACUCGUAUCCUUCCCCAACAGACUGCGACAGUCACCAUACAAGCUUUCGCUCAUGGCUGAGAUCAAGCGCGCAUCUCCAUCAAAGGGCAUCAUCUCUCUCUCGGCUUGUGCGCCAUCACAAGCACGCACAUACGCACUAGCUGGAGCGAGUGUCAUCUCCGUACUCACAGAACCCGAAUGGUUCAGGGGAAGCAUAGAUGACCUACGAUCAGUACGCCAAGCGUUGAGUGGCAUGCCUAACCGGCCUGCUGUGCUCCGCAAGGAGUUCGUGUUCGAGGAGUAUCAAAUUCUCGAAGCGCGGCUCGCCGGCGCUGACACCGUACUGCUAAUCGUGAAGAUGCUUGAUGUAGAAACGCUGACGCGGCUGUACAAGUACUCGCAAUCACUGGGCAUGGAACCUCUUGUGGAAGUCAAUACGGUGGAGGAGAUGGAGGUCGCAGUAAAGCUGGGAUCGAAAGUCAUCGGCGUCAACAACCGCAACCUCACGACGUUCGAUGUCGACAUGGACACAACUACCCGGCUUAUGACAAUGGUCAGCAAAGACACCAUCUUGUGCGCACUCAGCGGCAUUGCUGGGCCGCAGGACGUCAAGCCGUACCAGGAGAAUGGUGUUGGUGCUGUGCUUGUAGGUGAGGCGCUUAUGCGCGCGAAAGACACUGCAACCUUCAUCGCGCAGUUGCUUGGCAGUGGCGAGGCAGCAACAAAGUCAGCGGCGAAGCGGAAGUUACUUGUCAAGAUCUGUGGUACCAGAAGUGCCGAAGCCGCGAAGACAGCUAUCGAAGCUGGAGCUGACCUCAUUGGCAUGAUACUUGCAACACAUAGGAAGCGGUGUGUCAGCACAGAGACAGCAUUUCAAAUCUCGAAGGUCGUACAUCAGACGCCGAAGCGGUCCACAUCUUCGAGCAACAGUGAGACAGCCUCACAAGCAAAAGCCACCAGCUUCUUCAGGCACACUGGGGCACAUCACCUUCACCAUCCCAAACGCACCCUUCUCGUUGGCGUCUUCCAGAACCAGCCCCUCGAAUACAUUCUCGAGCAGCAAAAGCUGCUAGAUCUAGAUAUUGUACAGCUACACGGCUCCGAGCCGAUCGAGUGGGCAAGCCUCAUUCCCGUACCAGUCAUGCGAGCGUUUAAGCCUGGAGAAGCCGAGCUUGCCACGACAGGCUAUCAUGCAAUACCACUACUAGACUCCGGAGCGGGAGGAACAGGCCAGCAACUGGCGGUGAAGAACGUCAAGACUGUGUUGCAGCAGCAUGGUGGAUUGGAGGUGAUGCUUGCUGGCGGACUUACUCCAGCGAACGUGGCGGAGAUGGUACGGUCAUUGGGUGACAUGGCGGACCGUGUGACAGGUGUCGAUGUGAGUAGCGGUGUUGAGACGGAUGGAGAGCAAGAUCUGGAAAGCAUACGAAGGUUUAUUGCUGCUGCGAAGGAAGUAGAGUCUGGCACCUAG
Molecule: messenger RNA, 2334 nt
Organism: Baudoinia panamericana UAMH 10762
Lineage: Eukaryota; Fungi; Ascomycota; Dothideomycetes; Mycosphaerellales; Teratosphaeriaceae
Exons: 2
Coding region: 1-2334 (777 amino acids)
Biological process (GO): L-tryptophan biosynthetic process
Cellular component (GO): cytosol
Molecular function (GO): anthranilate synthase activity; phosphoribosylanthranilate isomerase activity; indole-3-glycerol-phosphate synthase activity
Source: RefSeq, a predicted model, not a curated record